Adineta steineri is the source of this 873-nucleotide messenger RNA. Lineage: Eukaryota; Metazoa; Rotifera; Eurotatoria; Adinetida; Adinetidae. The record is from the annotation of a GenBank genome assembly.
AUGCCGAAAUAUACAAAAAAAACUCGUGCUGCUGCUCGUAGUGCGACGAGUAAGACGACGACAAAAGCAGGUGCUGAUGAAGAUAUGUCUGCUGAUGAUGGUGUAAGUGUUUGUUCGAAUAUUUCCGACGCUACAAGUAUUUACGACGAUGUUGAAGGUGGAGCAGUAGCAGCAAAUGACAUAAUCUUAUCAUCGGAUAAUCUUGAAGAAAAACUUGACACAGCAAUAGAAGGACUUCGAAAUAAAGAUCUAAAAUCACGUGAAAGUGCUUUGAAAACACUUCAAAUAUUAUUUUCACAAAAAUAUCUUCCCGAGCAAAUUGCUAAUCGAAGUGAAAAUUUAACAGAACAAUUAAUAGCAUGUUUAAAAAAAGGAAAUGAAUCUGAAGGAAAAUUAGCAGCUAUGGUUACUUCAAUCUUUCUUAUUCAACUUGGCGAACCAAAUGAUGAAUUAUUUCAAGAACUUCGUGAUGCUCUUUUACCAAUAUUAAGAGAUGAAACAAAAUCUGCAUCAUUAAGAACAAGUUAUGCUCAAGCAAUUGGCUUUGUUUGUUUCAUUGCCAGUGAAGAUAUUUCAUCAACUGUUGAAUUAAUGAAAUCAUUGGAAGUUAUUUUUUCCAAAUCAUUUUUACUUGGUGAUGGAAGUGUUCCAAUUGUAACACGUAAUUUACAAGAAUUACAUACAGCUGCACUUGCAUCUUGGUGUCUUCUUUUAUCAACGAUGCCAAAUAAUCAUGCUCAUGAUUUAAUUCGAACUUAUGCACCUGAAAAAAUUCCUGGUCUUAUUGAAUCUAAUGAUGCUGAUUUACGUAAUCAAGCAGGUGAAACAAUUGCUGUUUUAUAUGAAAUAGCACGAGAAAUCAAUAGUGUAUGA